This is a messenger RNA of Betta splendens (Siamese fighting fish), 1493 nucleotides long. RefSeq names its product THUMP domain containing 1 (gene thumpd1). Gene Ontology annotation, biological process: tRNA modification. Bases 255 to 1193 code for a protein of 312 amino acids. The record is from RefSeq and is a predicted model, not a curated record. The transcript is spliced from 5 exons. Lineage: Eukaryota; Metazoa; Chordata; Actinopteri; Anabantiformes; Osphronemidae. Gene Ontology annotation, molecular function: RNA binding.
GCACAGGCUUUUGUCCCUCCUCAGCCGCCGUACAGCGCAAACCAAAAACGUGCUAACGAUAUGUUGUGAUUGUACGAGACUCCACAGUCGCAGCUUGAGCACAUGUUCCUUGUACUUGUAUAAAUCCACUCACUGCGAGCACAAGAUCCAGCAACGUUCAGCGUCGACCGCCAAGACAGCGACUGACACCAAAGCAAGAACGGCGAAAGUAGCUAGCAGCUCCUGAGCUUGAAGCUCCGUUACAAACAGCGAAAAUGUCAGCCGCGCAGGACGAGUCGAGGAAACGGAACAAGAGGCGGUAUCUCGCCGGCCAGCAGAGCAAGAGGUGGAAGGGCACCCGGCAGCUGGAGGUGGGCAUGCGGGGGAUCCUCAUCACAUGCAACAUGGACGAGAAGAAGUGCAUGGCGGAGGCCUUGAAUCUGCUCAAUGAAUACGCUGACAAGGUCUACGGGCCCGAGCAGCAGGAUGAUAACGGGAGCAGCAGCAGUGAAGAAGAAGACAUUGAUGCUGCACUGAAAAAGGAAGUGGCGCAGAUACAAGCGGCUGGAGCUAAACAGGAGCGGCGCUUCCAGGCUUUGGACAGUGGCGCCAACAAUAUCAUCUUCAUCAGGACGCAAAACCUGGAACCUGACAAACUAGUUCAUCACAUCCUGUCGGAUCUCCAUAGCACCAAGAAGAAGAAGUCCCGCGUGAUCCUUCGCAUGCUACCAGUCUCUGGAACAUGCAGGGCUUAUCAGGAUGAUAUAGUGAAGUACCUGACCACUUUCCUGGAGCCUUGGUUCGGAAAACCAAAUUGUGCUACGUAUCAGAUCAGGUUUAAGGCACGAAACAGCAGCCACAACAAGAGAGACGACGUCAUCGCCUUGAUCGCAGGCAUUGUGGACCAGCUGAACCCAAAGAACAAAGUAAAUUUUAAUGACCCACAACUGACCAUAAUAGUGGAAGUCAUCAAGACUGUGUGUUGUUUUGGUGUGGUCAGAGACUAUAACCUGUAUAGAAAGUACAAUGUUCAGGAAAUCAUAAAAGAGAACGCUCCAAAGCCAGAUGCCACAGCCAAAGUGGAUGAGAAGCCAACAGAGCAGGAGCACAAGUCUGAAACCAACCAAGAAGAGAAGAAAGGUGAAGAGCAAAGUUCCAAAACUGUGCAGCAGGACUGUGAAGAUGGUGAUAAAGGUGAAGACGGGGGGGAAUAAUCGAUCGUUGGAGGGUUUGAUUUCAAAUGUCUGUCUGUGUUUUAAACCUAAGAAUCAAAGCAAAUAUAAGUUGUCUUCAGAUAGAAAAUUAGAUAAUUGAUAUUUUGGUGUCAGUUUCACUGAGCUGUUAUUUUUUUUUAUUGAACCUACAUAUUUGGAUUCUACAGCUUGACUAUUUAGUGCUUGUAUAAACUUUUACUUUUGACAUUUUACGUCAGAGAAAACAGUCUGGUUCAGGUCUACUUGUGUGUCACACAGAAACCAAUUUCAUAGUGAAUUAAAUCCGCCUCUGUUUUUGAA